AUGGAACAAAAACUGCUCUGUAAUCAAGUGGAAAUACACGGUAUUCAAGAAGAGGAAAAUGAAAAUAUAUUAGAAAUAUGCAAGAAUUUUUGUAAUAUAGUUAAAGUACCGCACGGGAGUGUUAUUAAGGCGUAUAGAAAGAAGUCCAGGAGAAAUCGAUCCGACAAGAAAGCGACAUCCCCAAUUGUGGUAGUUCUUUCCGACGAAGAUAAAAGGGAUAACUGGAUGGAAGCAUCAAAAAAAAUUAGUAUUACCUCGAAAGAUUUAGGAUUGCAAGGUGAGGGUAAGAUUAGAAACUUUGAAGCCCUAACACCUACCAACUCAUUUCUACUAUGGAAGGCAAAAUCCAGCCUCCAUGAGACUGGAUUGUGUAAAUAUGUUUGGUGUAAGAAAGGAGUGAUAAGAGUUAAAAGAGAGGAAGGAGACAGAACCUUUAUCGUGCGAUCAGAAGAAGACAUAGAAAAAAUAAUUUGUGAAUAUAGUGAACUGAAUUGUAUAGAGAAGGAAGACGAGGAGUAA
Leptosia nina is the source of this 519-nucleotide messenger RNA. NCBI's taxonomy places the organism in Eukaryota, Metazoa, Arthropoda, Insecta, Lepidoptera, Pieridae. The record is from the annotation of a GenBank genome assembly.